This is a messenger RNA of Pristis pectinata (smalltooth sawfish), 4220 nucleotides long. RefSeq names its product tumor protein p53 inducible nuclear protein 1 (gene tp53inp1). The transcript has 4 exons. The record is from RefSeq and is a predicted model, not a curated record. Lineage: Eukaryota; Metazoa; Chordata; Chondrichthyes; Rhinopristiformes; Pristidae. Gene Ontology annotation, biological process: autophagosome assembly; positive regulation of DNA-templated transcription. Bases 1136 to 1846 code for a protein of 236 amino acids. Gene Ontology annotation, cellular component: nucleus; autophagosome.
CCUAUAUAUUGGGCUUCCCCUUUUCCUAUCUUCAGUCCUGAAGAAGGGGCCUGACCCAGAACGUUGCCCGCCUGCUUUUCUCCACGGAUGCUGCCUGGCCUGCUGGGUUCCUCCAGCGUCGUCGGGCUUUGCACCAACACUGCUACUGCUGUAUCUCCUUUUGUCCCCACAACUAAACCCUGAUUGGUCUUGAAAUGUGUUGACCUCAUUCUAACCCCUUAUGGCCUACACCAGGCACAUCAUCUCUGCCUCUUUUGCUUACCCAAGCCCACACUACAUCCCCCCCCACCCAGUCUGGGCCCCAGUCCCCAAUGAAGUUAGAUGAAGUAAAGUGUGCAGCAACAGUUCGAUAACACCCGUGUGUUGUGCCUCAGGCACUUCUGAAGUUUGCAGUGGCAGGACCAUAACUGAAACAUGGACUUGCCACACUUUGAUCCUUUAGGGUCUUUUAGGGCAGACAUCAAUUUCUAAGCAGAGAUGUUUGCAAACAAUCAUUCUAUUUCAUCGCCCCAGUAUACAGGACACCAUGUGAUGAGCAGAAAACACAAUAUAUUAGAUGCCUGUGGAUAUCGCUUAGUGAAAAGUGAAUUUAGGCCUCUUGGAUGUUCUCUCCUGACGUGCUAAGCCUUAUCUUCCUAGUCUAUUCUGAUGCCUACAGCAGGUGAAGAGCGCGGGGAAAUAUCCGGUCACCUGGAUGAGCCCUGAAAGUGUCAUAGACCACAGGACAGUGGACCAGGAGCUGGUCAUGGAAUUAGCUUAAAUAACCUUCUCUCUGACCUGUGUGAGCAGGAUGGGCUUGGCGUACCCCUUCUGUGCUGUACAUAUCUGUGUUUUUACAGCAGUGGGUCAAACCUAUUUGAAGAACAGCCCUGCUUGUUCAGUGAAUAUGCAUCCCCUCAAUAAAUUCAUGAUGACAAUAUGAAGUUGUGGCUGUCCUGGGGAUUUGCAGCAACUGCCAGCACCACUAAGACUAAGAUGCAUGUAGAUUUGUAUUUCUCUGCUGUGUGGAAUUUUGGAAUUGUAUGCAGUUUGUGGACCCACUGAUCUACUUCCUUGUGCCACUAAAGUGACUAGUUCGUUCAGUCAUUCGUCUGUCGUGCGGCAUUAGAAGCAGCUGAGCUUCAGUGAGUGAGCUAUGUACCAGCACUUCUCAGCUAUGUUGUUUGGAGCAAUUGACAACACUGAAAAUGAAAAUCGGGAACGUGAGAUAUGUGAAAAGGAAGAUGAUGAAUGGAUUCUGGUUGAUUAUAUAGAUGCUUGCACUAAUUGCUCUAAAGAAGAAUCAACAGGCAUAAGCAGGGAAACUUUUCCAAAUUCAACCAUUUUCUCCCCUUCAACCUCUUCUGUUGAGUUGCUUGGCAAUUGUAGUGACUCCUGCUUUCUUCAGCUUGACUCCUGCGCUUUGGAGGAGAGCUGGUUCAUCACCCCUCCCCCAUGUUUCACUGCAGGUGGCCAUGCCCCAGUUCAAGUGGAGACCAGCCCAAUGGAAAACCUUCUGAUUGAACACCCGAGCAUGUCUGUAUAUACGGUUCACAAUGUCCGAAGCAACUUGAGAGAGAGCAGCGGGUCUGUUGAGUAUGAAAGUGAAGUAAUCAGAACUAAUGCCCCUAAUAGGGUAGGCCACCAUAUUCACUGCUAUGCAUCUACUCUGGCCGCUCAUACCGAUCUUGUGGAACAAGCCAAUCAGCUUCGACAUGUUCAACGUGGAAAAGAGCAUGGUGCAAAGCACCUCGUAAACCGCAACUACAUUCGCCGCCAAAACCUUACUAGGGAGUGCAUCUCUCGACAAACUAAGCACAAUGGACAUGUUCUACAGCAACCUUGCCAGCGCCAGUAUAAUUAUUAAUUGUCAUUGGUAUUUUAUGUUUUUUUAAGCAAUGUUCUUGUAAAUCUAGCGCGUAUUGGUAACCUUUUUCAGUGCUCCGUAUUUAACAAACUUAGGAAUCAUUAAUCACAUUGAAUAAGUGUUUUAGGGUUUCUAAUCUAUCUUCUGGGUGCUUUAUAGUCUUAAACUCUUUAUCACCAAAUGCCUUUUCCUUAUUGAUAGGAUUUUUACUCUGAAAUCUGGAAAGCUCCUUGCAAUCUUUUUUAAUAAAUAGGGUUUGCUUGUCCAAGUUUAUCAUUUUCAUAUGAAUAUCCAUUUUAUCUGUACAUGUGUAUUCUUGUUCAUGGGGACACAUGAGCAGCUGUAUUACAAAAAAAAAGUCAACACAAUCAUUAACAAAUGUUGCCUGGCAGAUGAGAAACCUCUUAUGGCUAUAAUUUGCUCAUGAAGAGUAAUUCAAUUUAUUUUGCAAUACAGAUUCUCAGGGACAAUGCAGUGUAUAAUUUUUCUAAAUAUCUGUAAUGUGACAACAUGGAAACCCUAUGUAAGUGUAUAUUUCAGUUCUAAAAAUAGACCUUUUUGGUUUGGAGGUGGUUGCAAAGCAUUAUGAUUGCUGCAGGCUAUUUGUACGUAUUCAAAGUUUGGAGCUACAUACUUGCCUUCUCUCGAGAUAGCAAUUUAAACAUGUCCAAAAAUGUUCCAUUUCUAGGUUAUGCAUUUCCUUUCUAAACGUGUUAUAUUUUUGAGGUGUUUUGAUGUUGGAUGAUACCUCGAUGCUGUGCAUUUUACACGAAGGAUUAUUUUGUUUACUUUUUCUGUUUGCUACGUUGUCUUAGCUGUGAUGUUUAUUGCAAAAUAGUGACAUAUUUUCAAUAUGUCAAGGUAUACUCUAGAUAUAAAAUGGUUCUAUUUAACUCUAUUUUUAUCCCAUUUUCUUAAGAUGCUCCUGUGAAAUUUAAUCUUGAGUGGAGAAGCACAGUUAUUCUGAUGAUUAUUGCAGCAACAUUUCCCCAAUUCACUAUUUUCUGAAGUUAGUUUUAACUGCUGCAGAUCAUGAAAAUUAAGAAAACUGAAUAUACUUCAACGUAUUCCAUACUUCGUAUUGCUUUUAUCCAACAAGGUUUUAUUUUGUAGAAACAUCUUAAGAAAUAGAUUGGAAAAUAGGAACAGUUACAUGAACUUCAAGAUUUUGCAUCCAGUAUGUACAGUCUGGUUUGUCACAGUGAAUAUUGUGGAAUUUUCAAUGCUGAAGUAAGUUGUCCAACUCUGCCUCAGGAUUUCUUUUUUUAAAUUUACAAAUACUUUGUCAUAUAUCACUGUUUUUCCAACAAAGGAAAAUUUCAAGACAAUGAUGUCUGGCAAAUCUCUAAAAGACCUAAUUAAUGCCUCCUUGGUUAUCUAGGAAACUGCGAAUUGAUAACCAAGUCCAUUGCUGAAAAUGUUUUGUAAAACUACAUAAAAUUAACACUGGUGAAGCAAAUCUAAUUAUAUAUUUUUCUUUGCAUGGUUAUAUUGUUAGAUAUUUAUCACUGACAACAUUGUGGUAAAAUCUAAUUGAAUUGUAGUUCUUGGUGCACAGAUCGCACGAGUUUUACGUUGUGUGGAGGACUGAUAGUGGCUGAGUGUGAUUGGAUAUUGACGUGUAUCCUAACCAAAUGGUUGUUGAUUUUUUGAUGUUGUCCAGAUUGAUUCCAUUUGACUGACUUAAUGUGUUUAUGUAAAAGCUUCUUUGUAUUUUGUUGGAUUAGAAGUUGAUUAUGUUGGUGAUGAUUAAAACAAUGGUUGAAAAAACUUUAAAGUUUGGAACAAAGCUUGUACAUGUUACAGUAGGAGAAAUGUAUGUUACAGAAUAUUAAGCUGUAGCUUAGAUUGCUGAAUACUUCAUACAGGGAUUCGUGUUUGGUUUUGUUAAUUAUGUGCCUUCCAGUUUAGAUUCAGUAUGUGAAAUCAUCAUUUAACGUAACAUAUGAAGAAUCUGAAGAUAUGAAAGAGCCAGGUGAUGUAAAUAUAACAAACCAACCCAACUAUGCACAGGACUGUAUGUGGAGUUACUUUGUACAGUUUUAUAUUCAAUGACAGAGAGAAGCUUGGGAGUUUUAAGGUCACUCAAUUGACUGGUAUCAUAAUCCAAUUUACAGAAUAAAUACAGCACUUUGCCAAAUAAUUGUCAAUCUUAUAGACUUGUAGAGUUAGUGAUUUAAUUUUAUUUACUAAUUUAGGAUCAACCUAUUUAUUAGUAAAUACAAAAGGUUAAGUAGUGCAGUUUGCACUAUGUAAAAUUGUGUUCUUUCAAAAAAUGUUUUAAUACUAGUUAUCUGUACUUUCAUGUAUUCAGAAUGGUUUUUGUUUUAAGUUCAAAUAUUUGCUUAUUAAGUUCUUGUACUAACUGUGGAAA